Aspergillus tanneri is the source of this 501-nucleotide messenger RNA. RefSeq lists its product as uncharacterized. The coding region runs from base 1 to 501 and encodes 166 amino acids. The record is from RefSeq and is a predicted model, not a curated record. NCBI's taxonomy places the organism in Eukaryota, Fungi, Ascomycota, Eurotiomycetes, Eurotiales, Aspergillaceae. The transcript has a single exon.
AUGCCGGGCUCAACUGUCGAAAAGGAAUACCAGCGCCGGAUUGCUGCGAUCAAUGCGGUAAUUGCAUUCUGUAAUGUAGAGGAGGGGUCUGGACGACCAAAUAUUGCACAGAAAAGGAAAUGCAGCGCUAUGGCUGAUUUACCGUCUGCUCCUCCUGCGAAAAGGCAAGAACGCACCUCAACAGAUGAAUGCAAGACUGCUCUUUGUCAAGCAGUUGCGUCCGUCUGCAUUUCAACUCCAAAUGAGAGGCCGAAGAUCUGCUUCCUAUGCCUUGGGAACCCCCGACUUCCUGAACAUGAGCGAUUGAAGACAUACAGCACCCCUGGCUCUCUCAGCCUCCACUUUGUUGACUGGCACGUCAAGCCAUACCCGAAAGAAAUGCGUGUUAAAUGCGGUGUCUGCAAUAAAGAGUUAGAGCAUAAGGCGCACCUGAUGAAUCAUGCUGAGACAGCGCAUGGAAUUGUCUCACGUUUGCCAUUGUCCGCUCUUGGCCCAAUUUAG